Molecule: messenger RNA, 1538 nt
Organism: Cadophora gregata
Lineage: Eukaryota; Fungi; Ascomycota; Leotiomycetes; Helotiales; Ploettnerulaceae
Exons: 1
Coding region: 208-1515 (435 amino acids)
Source: RefSeq, a predicted model, not a curated record
GUUCUGCCUUGUCAAGUUGCCUUUAGGCAAUAUUGUUGGUCAUGGGGGAAUAUUGGGCACCUAUGAUGACCCCAGAUCUGGUGUGCGCUGGCUGGGGCUGCCCACUCGUCAAGAGAACGAGGCUCAAAUUUAUUGCCAUGUUCUUUGCGGGGCUGGCAAUACUUUACCAACAAAGACAGAUUCUAGACCUAUAUUGUACCAUUUCACAUGUACCUAGCCUGGGUACAAUCGACUUGUUUCUGGCACUACUCCCAUCUCUCUGCAGUGAUGUCUAGUUCUACUGGUCGAAAGAGUGAUAGAUCCAGAAGGAGAAACCAGGAAGAAGAUGGCGAGGACGGCAGAAACAGAGACAUUACGCCCCGUGGAUUUGGUCACAAUCCAGCAACCUGCUCCAACAUGGAAGGUUUGGGAGAAUGCGUUCAGCAGUGUCAUCUGGAUGACUGCAGAAGUGCUUCUGUGGGCGAAUGGGAUGAUUACAGAGGCUCGACCAGCGAAAAUGCUACGAUAUCAAGCUCAUCAUCUUCAUGGGGGAAUUGGAAAUGGGCGACUGCUGAACCAAGAGGAUAUUGGUGGAGAUCGAAAGAAAACGAACGGAAUGAAGUCGAAUAUGAAUACGACUCAGAAUCUGAGGGCCCCAACACCGAGCCGGUUGCAUCUUCGUCUCGCUACUUUACAAUUGCUCAGGCCCAGGAAUUAACCUCAAGCCAGAUCUCCUGGCACUCAAAUUAUACUCAGAGUGCUGGGCCACACCAGAUCGACCAGAACUGCGACAAUGUGGCAUCUAGGAAAUAUUAUGCCGAGCGAAGUUCCAAUCCCGUUUCUAAGCAAAGAGUUUCAUACAACACAAGUCAACGCGGGACAAAGCCCUACCCAGCUGUCCCGUCUCAGGGAUUUUACUUGGGACGGACAGUCUUUUCUGACAACGAGGAAUCACCCGAGGACCAUUUCAACUCCACAGGUGAGGGAAGCGAGAGCAUGUCAACUAAUAUCUCUGGAUCCGACUUUACGCAACCACCUCAAUUACCCCCAAUGUCCAUACCCCCACCGAUCAUUUGCGGUUGUGACGCAAGAGACAAUCUUUGUGGUGUCUUGAUAUUCCCCUCCCGGCCAAAACCAAAGGAUGGGAAGAUCAGCUCGAAGAGGAGUACAAGCAAGGCAGGAUCAAGCUCAGCAUUUGAUUCAGGAGAAUCGAGAUCAGGAUCUGGUAAACUUUCUGCGAUGGAUUUCAGGGCCCAAAUGGUUCAGGAUGUGGUCCGAUUAUCAUGCCUGGGAUCACUCCAUCCCCAAGGCCUCGACCUCCACUCGGGAGUAAUUCUAGGAGGGACUGGAGUGAUUACGAGGACGAUAUUCGCAGAUGGGAAGAAGGUUACCAGGAUUGGAAGAACAUCACUUGUCGCUGUCGUCGCGGGUAUUUUGAUGAAGAUGGGCGGUGGGUAUCUGGAGAAAAAGUUCGGGAAGGGACGAUGCUUCCAAACCCACGUUGGGAGUCCAACGACGGCUUUGCGCCAGAUGUGAGAUCAAUCAGGAAAAGUACCAAG